This is a messenger RNA of Euleptes europaea (tarantolino), 953 nucleotides long. It is a transcript of the gene CFAP276, whose product is annotated as cilia and flagella associated protein 276. The transcript has 6 exons. Bases 1 to 882 code for a protein of 293 amino acids. NCBI's taxonomy places the organism in Eukaryota, Metazoa, Chordata, Lepidosauria, Squamata, Sphaerodactylidae. The record is from RefSeq and is a predicted model, not a curated record.
AUGGAGGAACUCUCAAGGAUAUUGCAAGCUCUUUCUAUAAAUGAUCCUGUCAUGUACAAAACAACAACAAAAAAAAGCGGCGCCCGCCCCGGCCAGCAGCCACAGGGCGAGCAGGAGGAGCGGCCGGCGCCUCCGCCCCAGGCGCCAGCGGCGGGGAGGACGGAGCCCGCCAGCCCCAGCCAUCGCGGCGCACGAGCAGCCGGGCAGCAGGUGCGGCGCCUCAGGUGCGGCGCCGCGACUGACUCCCCGGCUCAGGGAUGCGGGAGCCCCGCCCCCGGCCCGCUCUGCCCCGCCCCCGGCCCGCUGCCUAGCAACCGCCGCUGCCUCCGGCGCGAGCGCACCUGGCGCUUGAAAGAUGCGGCCGGGCGGUUUGCUGGCAUCUUGCCUGGAAGGGUUGUCAGUCGUUACUUUAUGUCUCUUAUGCUUCUAUUUUUCUUGGUCCAGAAAGAUGCCUAUGCUCUGCCCACCCAUCUGACCCAACAACGAGACCCCUGGAAUCGACUGCAUGCCAUACCUACCUUAGCAAGCGCCAGGAGAGAAGUCUGGUACACAGAACCUGCGGUUUCCAAAGACAGCCUGGAUUUUAACCUCAGUUCCUUGUACAAUCACCAUAAAGACUUGCUUAAAGACAAGAGCGAGGUAGUUCUCCAUAAAGAGACCAUUUUUGAUGACCAUGGAGCUCUGAAGGGUUUAGAGUUUGUGAAGGAACGUGCUGUACCUCCAGUUCAUCCUCACACUUCCAAGGGCAUCGCUGUGAGACACUGGGUCAGCCCAGUAAAAGAGUCAAUCGACAGCAUUGAGGGAGCCAUUGAGAGUCCUCACACUGCAGCCACCAACAGUGGAUACUCCCGCAAAGAGAACGGUGGGAUCUUCUAUCACUAAAGGUUGAGCAAAGCCAUCCUGCUUCUGUCCUUCAGCCUGUAAUAAUUUGCAUCUGAGUUAACGCUUUAGUC